AUGAAAAAAAUUAAUAUUAGAGAGAAGUGCUUUGAAUGUAAUGAAUGUGGGAAAAGCUUCAGCGAGACCGGGAACCUUAUUACUCAUCAGAGAAUUCACACUGGAGAGAAACCAUUUGAAUGUAAAGAAUGUGGGAAAGGCUUUAGUCAGAGGGGAACUCUUAUUAGUCACCAGAGAAUUCAUACUGGAGAGAAACCAUUUGAAUGUAAAGAAUGUGGGAAAGGCUUUAUUCAGAGGGGAACUCUUAUUUGUCACCAGAGAACUCAUACUGGAGAGAAACCCUUUGAAUGUCAUGAAUGUGGGAAGGGAUUCAGACAGAGGGGAUCUCUCAUUAGUCACCAAAGAACUCAUACUGGAGAGAAACCCUUUAAAUGUCAUGAAUGUGGGAAAGCCUUCAGUGAAGGCAGAUCCUUUAAUAGACAUCUCAGAACUCAUACUGGAGAGAAACCCUUUAAAUGUCAUGAAUGUGGGAAGGAAUUCAGGCAGAGGGGAACUCUCAUUAUCCAUCAGAGAACUCAUACUGGAGAAAAACCAUUUGAAUGUCAUGAAUGUGGAAAAGCCUUCACUUCAAGUAAUGGACUCAAAACACAUCAGAGAAAUCAUACUGGUGAAAAACCUUUUGAAUGCCAUGAAUGUGGAAAAGCCUUUGCUUCAAGUAAUGGACUCAAAAAACAUCAGAGAAAUCAUACUGGUGAAAAACUCUUUGAAUGCCAUGAAUGUGGAAGAGCUUUCAGUGAACAGAAAGUACUCAGAAUCCACCAGAAAACUCAUACAGGAGUGAAACCCUUUGAAUGUAAUCAAUGUGGUAAAGCUUUUACUAAGAGUAAUAUUCUCAAAAGACAUCAAAGAACUCAUACUGGAGAGAAACCUUUUGAAUGUAAUCAGUGUGGAAAGGCUUUUAGUGAUGGUAAUGUUCUCAAAAGCCAUCAGAGAACUCACACUGGCGAGAAACCUUUUGAAUGUAAAGAAUGUGGGAAAGCCUUUAGUGAAUGCAGAUCCUAUAAUAGACAUCUUGGAACUCAUACUGGAGAGAAAUCUUUUGCAUGUCAUGAAUGUGUGAAGGGAUGCAGCCAGAGGGGAACUCUCAUUAGCCAUCAGAGAACUCAUACUGGAGAAAAACCAUUUGAAUGCCAUGAAUGCAGAAAAGCUUACAGUGAACAGAAAGUACUCAGAAUCCACCAGAGAACUCAUACAGGAGUGAAACCCUUUGAAUGUAAUGAAUGUGGGAAGGCCUUCAAUGACAAUAAUAUCCUCAAAAGCCAUCAGAGAACUCAUACUGGAGCGAAGCCCUUUGAUUGUCAGGAAUGUGGCAAAGGCUUCUGCUGGAGGACAAGCUUCAUUGCUCAUCAGAGAACUCACACUGGAGAGAAACCCUUUGAAUGUAAUGAAUGUGGAAAAGGAUUCAGACACAGGGCAAACCUUACUACCCAUCAGAGAACUCAUGCUGGAGAGAAACCUUUUGAAUGUAAAGAAUGUGGGAAAGCCUUCAGUGAAUGUAGGUCCUUUAAUAGACAUUUCAGAACUCAUACUAGAGAGAAACCUUUUGAAUGUCAUGAAUGUGGGAAGGGAUUCAGCCAAAGGGGAACCCUCAUCAGCCAUCAGAGAACUCAUACUGGGGAAAAACCAUUUGAAUGCCAUGAAUGCGGAAAAGCUUACAGUGAACAGAAAGUACUCAGAAUCCACCAGAGAACUCAUACAGGAGUGAAACCCUUUGAAUGUAAUGAAUGUGGGAAGGCCUUCAAUGACAAUAAUAUCCUCAAAAGCCAUCAGAGAACUCAUACUGGAGAGAAGCCCUUUGAUUGUCAGGAAUGUGGCAAAGGCUUCUGCUGGAGGACAAGCUUCAUUGCUCAUCAGAGAACUCACACUGGAGAGAAACCCUUUGAAUGUAAUGAAUGUGGGAAAGGAUUCAGACAGAGGGCAAACCUUACUACACAUCAGAGAACUCAUUCUGCAGAGAAGCCCUUUGAAUGUCAGGAAUGUGGCAAAGGUUUCCGCUGGAGAACAAGCCUCAUUGCCCAUCAGAGAACUCACAAUGGAGAGAAACCCUUUGAAUGUAAUGAGUGUGGAAAAGGAUUCAGACACAGGGCAAACCUUACUACCCAUCGGAGAACUCAUACUGGAGAGAAACCUUUUCAAUGUAAUCAAUGUGGAAAAGCUUUUAGUGAUGUUAAUGUCCUCAAAAGCCAUAAGAGAACUCAUACUGGAGAGAAACCUUUUGAAUGUCAGGAAUGUGGGAAAGGCUUUAGUUGGAGGGCUAGCCUUAUUACCCAUAUGAGAACUCAUACUGGAGAGAAACCCUUUGAAUGUCAUGAAUGUGGAAAAGCCUUCACUUCAAGUAAUGGACUCAAAAUACAUCAGAGGACUCAUACUGGAGAGAAACCCUUUGAAUGUCAUCAGUGUGGGAAAGGAUUCAGACAGAAAGUAAACCUCAUUACCCAUCAGAGAAUUCAUACUGAUGGUGUUAGUCAGGAGACCAGAUGUGAAAGCAAAGAUGCAAGUCUGAUAAAAUGCAUUUACAUGGGGGAAUCAUCCAAGACAAGACUUCCAGCGAAUAUUCCCUGGCAUUCCAGGACAACAGAACCAAUGGAAUAUGAUAUUAAUUUAGAGAUACAGAAGGAUAUCUCAGAACUCAUACUGGAGAGAAACCCUUUGAAUGUCAUGAAUGUGGUAAGGGAUUCAGGCAGAGGGGAACUCUCAUUAGCCAUCAGAGAAUUUUCUCAUACUGGAGAAAAACCAUUUGAAUGUCAUGAAAGUGGAAAAGCCUUCACUUCAAGUAAUGGACUCACAAUACGUCAGAGAAAUCAUACUGGUAAAAAAUCCUUUGAAUGCCAUGAAUGUGGAAAAGCUUUCAGUGAGCAGAAAGUACUCAGAUUCCACCAGAGAACUCAUACAGGAGUGAAACCCUUUGAAUGUCAGGAAUGUGGCAAGGGCUUCAGUCAGAAAGGAACACUUAUUAGCCAUCAGAGAACUCAUACUGGAGAAAAACCCUUUGAAUGCAAUGAAUAUGGAAAAGCCUUCACUUUAAGUAAUGGACUCAAAAGACAUCAGAGGAUUCAUACUAGAGAGAAACGCUUUGAAUGUCAUGAAUGUGGGAAAGCCUUCAUUGAGAGGAGGUCCUUUAAUAGACAUCAGAGAACUCAUACUUCAGGGAAAUCGUUUGAAUGUAAUGAAAAAGAGAUAGCCAUUAGUCCAUGGGGAACCUUAUUAGCAUGA
This is a messenger RNA of Trichosurus vulpecula (common brushtail), 3213 nucleotides long. Its product is annotated as zinc finger protein 709-like. The transcript has 3 exons. Gene Ontology annotation, biological process: negative regulation of transcription by RNA polymerase II. The coding region runs from base 1 to 3213 and encodes 1070 amino acids. NCBI's taxonomy places the organism in Eukaryota, Metazoa, Chordata, Mammalia, Diprotodontia, Phalangeridae. The record is from RefSeq and is a predicted model, not a curated record. Gene Ontology annotation, molecular function: DNA-binding transcription repressor activity, RNA polymerase II-specific.